Messenger RNA from Sus scrofa (pig), 1776 nucleotides. RefSeq lists its product as uncharacterized. Lineage: Eukaryota; Metazoa; Chordata; Mammalia; Artiodactyla; Suidae. Gene Ontology annotation, molecular function: DNA-binding transcription factor activity, RNA polymerase II-specific; RNA polymerase II cis-regulatory region sequence-specific DNA binding. Gene Ontology annotation, cellular component: nucleus. The record is from RefSeq and is a predicted model, not a curated record. Gene Ontology annotation, biological process: regulation of transcription by RNA polymerase II.
CUCAGAAUCCCCUGGUGCGGUCUUGCCGGGACUGGCUUUCUCCAGCCUUGGGAACUACAGACCUCGCCCUCAGGUCAGGGUGCCAACCUGGCGGAGAUAGCAGUGCGCACGCGCAGUCCAGCCGCCACGCCCAGAAGUCUCCAGGCCCCGCCCCGGUGGCUGCUUUGCGUUAAGACUUUUACGACUCGGAACCAGGCACCACAGUCCAGUCUGCGUUUUCUGGACUAUGCUUUUCUGGUAGAGGAACCCAGAGGACUGACCAGCUCUUGCAGGUCUAAAACCAUGGCCCGUGGAUCCCUGACAUUCAGUGAUGUGGCCAUAGGCUUCUCUCAGCAGGAGUGGGAAUGUCUUGAUCUUGUUCAGAAGACUUUGUACCGGGAUGUGAUGAUGGAGAACUAUGGUAACUUGGUUUCACUGGCAGACCAUUACAUUUCUAAGCCAGAUGUAAUCACCUUACUGGAGCAAGGAAAAGAGCCCUGGAUGGUUGUGAGGGAGGAAACGGGAAGCUGGAGAACAGAUUUUGAAUCAAGAUAUGAUAUAAUCAGCUAUGGAAAUAUGUACAUUUCUACAAAACCUUCAUCUCUUACUCUGCAUCACAGAAUCAAUAAUGGAGAGAAACCAUACGGAUGUAAGGAAUGUGGGAAGGCCUUUAGUCGUCAUACAGACCUUAGAGUACAUCAAAUAAUUCAUACUGGUGAGAAACCGUACAGAUGUAAGGAAUGUGGGAAAGCCUUUAGUCGUCAUACAGACCUUAGAGUACACCAAAUAAUUCAUACUGGUGAGAAACCGUAUGAAUGUAGGGAAUGUGGCAAAGCCUUUAGUCGUCUUACAGACUUUAAAGUACAUAAGAGAAUUCAUACUGGUGAGAAACCCUACGAAUGUGAAGAAUGUGGGAAGGCCUUUAGUCGUGCCUCAAACCUUGCUCAACAUGGAAGAGUUCAUACUGGUGAGAAAUCCUAUGGAUGUAAGGAAUGUGGGAAGGCCUUCAGUGACAUUGGAACACUUAGAAUACAUCAGAGAAUUCAUACUGGUGAGAAACCCUAUGAAUGUAAGGAAUGUGGGAAGGCCUUUAGUCAAGCCUCAAAUCUUAUACAACAUGACAGGAUUCAUACUGGUGAAAAACCCUAUGAAUGUAAAGAUUGUGGAAAGGCUUUUAGUCAUGCUUCACAUCUUGUUAGACAUGAGAGAAUUCAUACUGGUGAGAAACCCUAUGAAUGUAAGGAGUGUGGGAAGGCUUUUAGGAGUAGCCAUCAACUCACUAUACACCAUAGAUUUCACACUGGUGAGAAACCCUAUGAGUGUAAGGAAUGUGGGAAGGCCUUUAGUGUGUAUGGACGACUUACUCGGCAUGAAAGUAUACAUAGUGGUAAGAAACCAUUUGAAUGUAACAAAUGUGGGAAGUCCUUUAGGCUCAGUUCAAGCCUUAAGGUACAUCAGAGUAUUCAUACUGGUGAAAAACCCUUUGAGUGCUACAAAUGUGGGAAGUCCUUUAGACUUAGUUCAAUGCUUAAGACAUCACAGAAUUCAUACUGGAGAGAGACCUUACGGGAUAUAUGUAUAGUAGACAGUGGGAUUGCAGCACUGGAGAAGCAGUUUAAAUGAAGAGAAUGUGAGAAAGCUUUUCACAUUUCAGUUCUUAUAAAGCAUCAACUAAUUUGUGCUGGCAAGAACUCCUUGGAAUUUAAAUAAUAUUUGAAGUGUUUCAGUUAUGACCCAAAUAUUGCUCACCUUCAGAGAAUUUAUAUUGUACUUUAUAUUAGAAAAUCUUCUAUGGAA